Styela clava is the source of this 871-nucleotide messenger RNA. RefSeq names its product lactadherin-like. NCBI's taxonomy places the organism in Eukaryota, Metazoa, Chordata, Ascidiacea, Stolidobranchia, Styelidae. The record is from RefSeq and is a predicted model, not a curated record.
UAGAUCUAGUAGUUAGACAAGACAAUCUGAAAAUAUGACAAGGCUUUCUCGAUCAAUUGUUCUGCUUUUGAUAAUUUUGGCUUUUGGUGAAAUGUUAGAAGCGAGGCGUGGCAGGAAGCGUGGAGGAAAGCCGAAACAUGGACAUGGGAAAGAGCGUAUCAAAGGCAUUGCAAGUCUACUGUCCGAUUUAGUCAGAGCAAACCCAGAGAAGCUGUGCAGUAUUGAUGUUGUUGGUAAACUGACUAUAUCGACAACCGGAACUGACUCUAAAACAGGUGUGCUCAACACUGAGGGCGCCAUGUGCACAGAAACUACAAACGACGCUACAGAUUAUAUCGCUAUUGACCUUGGUUCGGUUGAUCGUGUAGAAGGUAUCAUCACACAAGGACACAGCAAUAAUGACUGGUACGUUACCGAGUACAAAGUCGAAACGUCUGACGAUGGCACAACAUACACAGCGAUCAAAGACGAAAACGGCUUGGACAAGAAAUUCGGAGGAAACGUCGACAACCAAACACCAGUAUCUAAUGCAUUUCCUGAAGCUGUGGAAAAACGGUAUCUUCGCAUCGUACCAGUAUCGAUUGUUGGGGGAGAAGUGUAUGAGAGUCGGCCUAUACGAUUGUGAAAUUGUCCUUAAAGUCCUGGAUCUUGAUGAUGACGAUGACGAUAAAUAGAUAACGAGAUUUCACUACUAUAUUCUAGAACUAACAGUUGUUCAUCAUAUCAUUUGCACCCUAAAAAUAAUAUCAGGCGUUAAGAUUUGAUCUUUACAAUUUGUUGAAAGAAUUGUUGUAUGAUUUGUAAUUCAUUAUGAUGUAUAUAUAUAUAUAUAUUAAAUUGAAAAUCGAUGUGUCUAAAUAAAAUACUGCGU